Molecule: messenger RNA, 1465 nt
Organism: Callorhinchus milii (elephant shark)
Lineage: Eukaryota; Metazoa; Chordata; Chondrichthyes; Chimaeriformes; Callorhinchidae
Product: bcl-2-like protein 11
Exons: 5
Coding region: 182-532 (116 amino acids)
Source: RefSeq, a predicted model, not a curated record
CAGAGAGCUGCAGCGCACAGACCAGCCGCCAGCCAGACACCGCCGAGCACUGCACAGGACAAGAUGCAGUCAGUUUCAGUUCCACACACUGACUGACAAAAGAGAAGGUCGUCAAGGAGUACCCAGGCAUGUCACGAGGUUGUCCAGUGGAUAUUUUACUUUUGAUGUGGACAUCGGACUGAUGGCUAGACCCACGAGUUGCGACAAGUCUACGCAGACUCCAAGCCCAACCUGCCAAGCCAUCUACCUUGCACGUCAAGCUCUGGCACAGACACCGCAUUCACAGACUCAUGGUAGAGACUCGACCCGACAGGCCACCGGUGUUGAAGAAAUGCCUCAACCCAUGCCCAUCAACAUGCAUGUGGAGCGGUUGAUUGGCCAGGAGCUCCGGAGAAUCGGCGAUGAAUUUGAUAAUCUCCACCGAUUACCAAUGGCCAGGAACCACAGAGUCCCCAACAAUGAGAAUGAACAAGGACAUUUCUGGCACUGGGGUAUCUGGCUCUACCUCUACAGACUCAGGAUCGGCAUCUGAACCUGUCUUCAGUUUUAAUUCUGCAAGAGAAGCCAGCAGCAGGAUUCGGAUCUCUCGACCCAGCAGAUGUGUAGCAUUUCCAGCAUUACUGAAUUAAAUGACAUUGGCUGGCUAAAGAUUCUGCUAUUUCGAUCCUCGCUUUCCUUCUUGGACUUUUUUUUAAAAAAAAACGUGUUUGCUCGCUCAUCUUUGACAUUAAGCUGCAUUUGUCAUAAGGAAGAAACAAUAAUUCAAACAUCUGAUAAUCUAUCAUUUCGUUGAGACUCGAAGCUUGUGAUCUACACGGACCUUUGGCAGGUGAAACUAUGUAAUGUGUCACAACCGUUUAGCAGUGGAUCAGCGCUUUUUCCCUUUCAAGCCUUGGAUUGUAUUUCACAAAUGUUUCCUGCAAUUUUUUGGAACCUGAGCCAGCAAGUAUCCAGGGCUGUGUCCAUUUCCCCAAAACAGAAUCAAAGUUGUUUUCCUAACACACCCUUAUUCAACUGAAAUUAAUUGGUGGGGGGAGGGUGGGGGGGAGUCAAAAGGAAACGUACAUGUGUAAGUUAUUUUGGUCAUAUUUAUUAGACAUAGAGAAUCUCUUUCUGCAUUUGUGUUCUUUUAUAUAAUUUCCUCCAUUCCAUCAUCUGAAGCCCCACUGAGCCAAAACUCUCUGUGCAAUUGUUUAUUUCAUGGCUUUAUUUUCUGCUUAAUGUUAUUUAAUUACUGUUCUUGUAGUAUCUAGGACCCAGUAUAUUUGUAGCAAACGUUUAGCAGUUCCUACCUUUUUUUUACAAUUUAAGUUUCCCUCUUUGCACUGAUCACUGUCUAUAUAACUGAAGGGGAAUUGAUACUUGUGCAAUAAUGCUGUAUAUAUGCUAUAAUGCUUUUGUAUACAACCCAUUCUUUCAUACUUUAAAAUUUAAAAAAAAAACAAAUAAACCUUUCUUUGCUAAA